CGGGGCGGGGCGGAGCGGAGCGGAGCGGGCGGGGCCGCCCGGUGCCUGUGUGGGGAAGGAGACGCGCGGCCGGGGCUGGGCCUUGGCCUGGGCCUGGGCAGGGGGAGCGGUGGCGGCGUCUGAUACCGCCCGGCGGCGCCAUGUCGGCCCCCCCGAGGAGCUACAACCCCUUCGCCGAGGAGGAUGAGGAGGUUGCGGAGGAGGAGGCGGGCGGCGCCGAGCGGCAGCGCUACCUGCAGCGGGAGGUCCUGCGGCGCUCCGCCGCCACCGCCGACAGCACCGCCCGCUCCCUGUCGCUCCUCUACGAGUCGGAGCGGAUCGGCGUGGCCGCCUCCGAGGAGCUUGUACGUCAAGGAGAGUCACUGAAGCGCACAGAACAGAUGGUAGAUAAAAUGGACCAGGACUUGAAGACCAGUCAAAGACACAUAAAUAGCAUUAAGAGUGUUUUUGGGGGCCUGGUUAACUACUUCAAACCCAAACCUCCAGAGAGCAAGCCAGAGCAGAAUGGCACUCCUGAAUAUUAUGCUAACAGUAGAUUAAAAGAAGCAAUGAUGUCUAGUAAAGAACAAGAGUCAAAAUACCAGGAAAGUCAUCCGAAUUUAAGGCGGCUAGAUAAUUCAGACAGUGAUUUCAGCAACAUAGAUUUAGUUACUUCAGUGCAACGGGAUGCCUAUCCAAAGAAUCAACAUCUGCGAGCUUACCACCAGAAAAUUGAUAACAACUUAGAUGAGAUGUCUUCUGGGUUGAGUCGUCUGAAAAACCUAGCUCUUGGUCUGCAGACAGAAAUAGAGGAGCAAGAUGAUAUGCUGGAUCGGCUAACCAAAAAAGUAGAGACACUGGAUGUCAAUAUUAAAAGCACUGAUAAAAAAAUCCGACAACUUUAAAGAGCUUAUAGAAAUUUUUGUCCAGCAUUAGUUCUUCUUGGAUGUCUUAUCUCAACAGAUCUCUUAAAAAAAAAUCUUGGACAAUAUCUAUUAAUUUUUUUCUGGUAUGUUAUUGAUUUUGUUGCCAUUAAAAUUGCAUAACCUUAAGUGCAGCAUAAUACCUAAGUUUCUUUAUAAUGUACAUAGGAAAAGCGCACACUGAGUAAAAUCUCUCAGCACUCUGUUAAUUCUUUUGUGCUGGAUACCUUUCUCAAUUGCAUUACUGUGUGUUGUGUGCGUGAAGAAUUCGGAGUCUACAAAGCUUCAGUGUCCUUGGCCUGAAAGCUGUGAUGAGAAAAGUAACUACAUUUUGCCUCUGUUUUGGGGAGGGGUCAGGGGGAACAGAAUGUACUUCUUUGUUCAGAGCAAAUGUUGCUAAUUCUGUUUACCUACAGCUAUUUAAAAUUCUGAAAGAAUGCCGAUUUCCAGCUGUAAAAAUAAUUGUGACUGUCCUCUGGCAUUUCUGGGGCUUAAGGAACAAACUGUUCUAUGGAAGUUGUAAAUUGUUAACUAUCAAGGGUGUCAUGCAGGAAUGAUAAAAUCCUCUGCUUUUUCCCUUUCCAAAGACAACUUUUCCCAAGAGGUGGAUGAACAGUGGUGGUUAUGACUGAGUCAGUGAAUGCCAUCACCUUUACGCUGUUAUCAGUAAAGAUCUACAGGGGUAUAUUAUGGUUUACACAAAAUCUUGAUUGACUGACAGAAACCCAAAAGGUUUGGGUAAUAUAUUGUCAUCAUCUGAUUUUUUUUUCUGCCCUUUCUCAGCUUAUUCAGGUAGGUGGUUAUUUGAAAGUAGUUUCCAUUUUAGAAAUGAAGAAUUGAUCUAAUACUGUGUGAACAGAUCAUAGAUCAUUCCUUAACUUAACAUUUAGUUCAAAUAAAGGUGAUUAGGGAGCGAGUAGAUGCUGUGUCUUCCUUGAUAAUGUGACUGGUUUUAAGAUGCACAACUAUGAUUCGCAUACUCCUACGUUGGCUUAGCAGGUAUAAAAAGCUUCUGCAGAUUAAGAAAGGUUUAAAAAGUUUGAGUCUUCCAGAUAAAUGUUGAGCCUUCCAAUUUGUUUUAUUCUUUAUUACAGUAAGUAUCACUGUAGAAUAAAAUAAUUACAGCUCUACUCCAACCUGAAGACAUGACAGGGAGAACUAGAUGUCUGUCUUGAAAACAAAUAAGCUAUUUCAGUUUGGAGAAGGCCCCUGUCAGCAUUGCAACACUUAAAUAUCACAAAUGACAAUGAGUGACUAAGACGACGUCAUUUCUUUGAGCUGGUACCACAUUAUGUUAUGAAUUAAAUUAAAACCCUGAUGUUCAGGACUGUCAAGCUUGCAUCUUUCAUGAAUAUCACAUUCACAGUUUCUCCUUUUUUUUGUAAAAAGAAUUGUUACCUUGAGCUGACUUGCUAUAAAGUGUACCUAGUUUGUUAAGGAAGCGUAGGAAAACUGAAGCCUUUCUUGUUUUACAGUGUCUCCUGAGAGUUCACUUGUAGAAAAAUAAAUCACUAAAAAAAAAAGCUACACUGCUUGAGCAUAGUAUUAUGAAAAAAUAGGCAUAUAUUCCUGGGCUUUCUAGCAAAGUACAAUUGUGAAUUAGAUUGAAAGUGUGCCUCGGUUUCUCCUUACCUUACUGCUGUCAUUGGUAUGGGUCCCUAAAAAAGAUAUGCAUCAUGGAGACUUAAAACUUUAUGAGCUAUUAGCAUCUCUAUUUGCUUUUCAACUUUCACUUUACAUGUCACUUACACUCAUGUGGAAGCUUGGAAAACCUUAUUAAUGACAACUUAUCUACUUUUGUGUGUGUAUAUCAUAAUUAAUUCUUUUACUCUGUUAGAAUAUUCAUGAAUUAUAUGAUUUAAUGUCUCAAGAAGGUCAAUAGAUUUAUUUAGGAAAUGAUGCCAAUCAUUAGUUUUCAAAAUCUCUAAGUAUCUCAGUGAAGGAAUAUUGAAAUUGAGUGUACCUGUUUUAAUUUUGUAUUUGACUCUCCCCUUUUUAUUAAAAGUAAUUAAUAGUAACACUUGCAUCUUAAAAAUGAUAUAUCAAGUCUGUUGAGAAUAGAGGAUAUUAAAAAAAAAAAAAGCACA
Molecule: messenger RNA, 2989 nt
Organism: Cygnus atratus (black swan)
Lineage: Eukaryota; Metazoa; Chordata; Aves; Anseriformes; Anatidae
Gene: SNAP29
Product: synaptosome associated protein 29
Exons: 5
Coding region: 141-884 (247 amino acids)
Biological process (GO): exocytosis; synaptic vesicle fusion to presynaptic active zone membrane; synaptic vesicle priming
Cellular component (GO): SNARE complex; plasma membrane
Molecular function (GO): SNAP receptor activity; syntaxin binding
Source: RefSeq, a predicted model, not a curated record